CAAAAUUCUAACGUGUAAAAUAGGUAUGUGUUCUUUCAAAUACCUUAUUUAAUUCACGCAAGGAUUAUAAUAAUUUUAGCGAAAGUCUAGGUUCAUGUCUCUAAAUGACAUUAUAUUGUACUCGGAUUAAAAUCAACAACUGAAGCACGCUUGGACACUGGAAAGUCAUGGACAAAAGAUGACGCUUAUAAAACUAGAGGUAUCCUACCAAAAUGACAGACCAAAAUGCUGAAAGUUACGAAAUAAAAUCCAAAGAUAAACCCAGAUUCUCCAUGAACAGACGGGUGUAUAAGGGUGUCGUCAUGUUCGACAAUGAGGCAGAGCUGAUCGAAACGAUGGACACUCGACAAGAUGAUAUCUGGGUGUGCAGCUAUCCAAGAUCAGGCACCACUCUGACACAGGAAAUGACGUACCUCGUGAAAACCCUCGACUUUGAGACGGCACUUACAAAGCAACUAGAUGAAAGAUUCCCCAUUAUUGAUAUCAAAGACGAUCGAUUUCCGUAUUACAAAGGUGUUAAGCACUUUGAUGAAAUGAAGUCUCCGCGGCUCAUCAAAUCGCACUUACCUUACUUUCUACUACCACAGCAACUUAAGGACGGCAAAGGGAAGAUAAUCUACAUAGCAAGGAACGCUAAAGAUGUAGUAACCUCCUUCUACCACUUGUUACUAUGGGGAGACGAACUAAAGGAGAGUGACAAUACAUGGGACCUGUUUUUGGACUCAUUUAUGAACGGGACAGGUGUACAAGGUUUCUGGCCAAAACAUGUUCUUGGAUACUGGGAAGCGAGUCGCCGAUCAGACAAAAUUAUGUUCCUGCAAUAUGAAGAAGUCGUCAAGAGCUUACCAAACACUUGUCACAAAAUCGCUGAGUUUUUAGAUCGGAAGUUGACUGAUGAUGAAAUCACUCGCAUAUGUCAACAUUGUCACGUGGACAACAUGCGAAACAAUGAUCAUGUUAACGGGACUUACUGGAAAACUUUUAAAAGGAUGAACGAUGAUUCAGCUGGACGGUUUAUCAACAAGGGUAAGGCGGGAGCCUGGAAAUCAUUGCUUUCCCCUGAAACUGCUAAAAGAAUCGACGUGUUGAUAGAGAACGUUCGAAAGGGUGGGCUUGAUAUUCCAGAUGAAUAAUUUUACGAAAGAAAAUGUGGAAUAAAGCUUUUAAAACUUACAUUUAUAUUAUAAAAGAACGUUAUUGCCUUCAUAUCUUUAACAUAUUUAACAUGAAGAGACCAGAUGUGAGAUGACUGCCAUUUAAUGAAGCCAUUUAGGUUAUGAGUGAGGUUGUGCACAUAAACUGGUUUGAACCCCCAGUAAAUUUACAUUUAACUGACCCUUCAAAGGCGGUACGCAACAAUCAUUGCUAAACACAUCUAGAUUUGUAUUUAGUAUAUAUGCAUAAUUGUGUUGUUUGUGGACUUUUGUGCUGUUGUUCCAUGUUUCUUGUUUGUGAUUUUUUAUGUGUGUUCUAUGUCUUUGGCGUGUAACCUGUGCCGUUAAACGGGUUUAUGUUUAAACUUUUGGCUGCUGGGCUUGUUUCUGUAGUUUUUCAUAUAAAUAUUAAAUCAAAUUAUUUGUGUUUUCAAAAUUCCUUAUUACGUCAAGAACAUAUUGACCAUUUUGUUGAUAAGUCUGUGUUGAU
This is a messenger RNA of Mya arenaria, 1644 nucleotides long. RefSeq names its product sulfotransferase 1E1-like. Bases 213 to 1133 code for a protein of 306 amino acids. The transcript is spliced from 9 exons. The record is from RefSeq and is a predicted model, not a curated record. NCBI's taxonomy places the organism in Eukaryota, Metazoa, Mollusca, Bivalvia, Myida, Myidae. Gene Ontology annotation, molecular function: sulfotransferase activity. Gene Ontology annotation, biological process: sulfation. Gene Ontology annotation, cellular component: cytoplasm.